Molecule: messenger RNA, 2453 nt
Organism: Cynoglossus semilaevis (tongue sole)
Lineage: Eukaryota; Metazoa; Chordata; Actinopteri; Pleuronectiformes; Cynoglossidae
Product: arachidonate 8S-lipoxygenase-like
Exons: 13
Biological process (GO): lipid oxidation
Molecular function (GO): iron ion binding; oxidoreductase activity, acting on single donors with incorporation of molecular oxygen, incorporation of two atoms of oxygen; protein binding
Source: RefSeq, a predicted model, not a curated record
AUAUAACAUUCCCCACCCAGUUGCACAACCUAUAAUGUCUGAAACUUCCAACCCAGCUACAGUUCCACGUUGUAAAUGGGCAGAGCAAGUUGCUGAAAAGCCUCAACAACAAGACUGCACAGCACAAAAAAGAGGAACACCAGGGUCUGCAGCCAUGGCUGAGUACAAGGUAGAGGUAAAAACUGGGGACCAGCCGGGUGCAGGAACGUGGGAUCACAUUUUGGUGACAAUAAUUGGAGAUGCAGGAGAAAGUGAGCGAACAAAUCUGGACAACUUUGGCAGAGACUUUAAGAGUGGGAAGGUAAGUGGAGCACUGCACGUUGUUGGAUUUGCGUCUCCUAACGUAUUCCUGAAUUCAUGUGUUUCAUCGUAGGUGGGGACUUACAUCAUAAAAAGCAGCUCAUCUCUGGGGAGACUUCUGCUGCUCAAAGUGGAGAAAGACCCCUGCCUUACUUUCAAAGACGAUGAAUGGUACUGCUCUACCAUAAAAGUGACCACUCCUGAAGGAGAUGAUAUCCUCUUCCCCUGUCACAGAUGGAUUUCCAGAGGUGAAGAUGUGCAGCUGAGAGGUGGCCCAGCCAUGAAGACGUUUGAUGAUGACCACCCUCUGUUGAUUGCACAUCGGAGCAAUGAGAAGGAAUUUAAAAAAAGCAUUUACCAAUGGGGCAAGUACGUUGAUGGCCUACCAUAUAUGUUGGCCAAUGAAGAUGGAACCAAGCUCCCAGCUGAAAUGCAACGAACUAAAACUACAAAUGAUGAGCACAACAACUUACAGACGAAAAUAAGCCUUGAACUUAUGUUCAAGGGGAAUUUAAAAUCAACGGACACAUGGGAAAGCCUUGAAGCCUCGAGUAAUGUCUUGAACAAAAAAACUAAAGUUUCUGAGUACAUAAAGAAACACUGGAUGGAAGAUGAAUUUUUUGGAUACCAGUUUUUGAAUGGAAUAAAUCCUACAACGAUCAAACGCUGCACCACACUACCACAAAACUUCCCAGUCAGAGAAGAGAUGGUGAGGCCAUUCCUGAGAGAAGGCACCUCGCUGUAUAAGGAAAUGGAGAAAGGCAAUAUAUUCAUUUAUGAUAUGAGGAGGAUGGACGGAAUUCCCGGUCGGGAUGGUGAUAAUGGUGGACCUCUGCAGUCCGUGACUCCCGGUCUCUGUUUGUUCUAUUCAAACCCAGAGAAACAACUUAAACCAAUAGCCAUACAGCUGCACCAGAGACCAUCAGCACAAAGUCCCAUAUUCCUGCCGAGUGACUCAGAGACUGAUUGGCUGCUGGCCAAGAUGUUCAUCAAGAGUGCAGACUCAAUGGACCAUAAGGUGGUUCAUCACCUGUUGUUUACUCACUUUCUAGUUGAAGUCUACGCUGUCGCCGCUCUACGCUGCUUCCCUGCGAUUCAUCCACUCUACAAGCUCUUGAUUCCACACUUCCAAACCACGAUCUUCAUGAACGCUGCAGCCAGGGAAAUUCCUUUUGGAACUGAAGCACUAACUAUAAGCUCCAUUGGAGAGGCUGGAUGCAUGGAGCUAAUGAGAAGGUCUUUGUCUGAACUGACCUACAGCUUCAUGUGCUUCCCGGAGAACAUUGCCGCUCGAGGACUGGAGUCUGUCCCUAACUUUUACUACAGAGAUGAUGGACUCAAAGUGUGGAACAUCAUCAAUGGAUUUGUCCAUGAGGUUGUGAAGUUUUACUACCCCACAGACUGUCACGUCUGCAAGGACAGUGAGCUGCAGAAAUGGAUCAAAGAGAUAUUUUCCUAUGGGUUCUUAGAAAGACAAUCCUCAGGAAUUCCUUCAUCCUUCUGCUGCAUAAAUGACCUGUCCAAAUUCCUGACGAUGAUCAUCUUUACCUGUACAGCUCAGCACAGCGCAGUCAAUAAUGGACAGUACGACUACUACUCCAAUGUGUACAAUAAUUCAAUUCUACUGCGCAAACCUCCACCAAGCACUAAGGGCCAGACAACCAUGAAGACUAUUUUGGAGACCCUCCCAAAUGUUGGGGAGACCGCCAGCUUUGUGGCACUGGCAAGGUUGCUCAGCACAGAUUUGUCAAACUUUGUUCCCCUUGGCAGCUACCCUGAGGAGCGCUUUGAUGACCCUGCCAUCCUGCAGAUGAUUAAGGAGUUCCAAGCAGAGUUGUCCUACCUGAGUGAAGAAAUAACAGCAAGAAACUCCCAGAUGGAGUGUCCGUAUGAAUACAUGCUUCCCUCGUUGAUAGAGAACAGCAUAGCAAGAUGAUUUAGGCAAAGGCAGCAGUCAUGAUUUAAUAAUCACUGUAAAGCUCAGUGCUAAACGGUUCCUUUGAUUUGGGGCAUGCUAUAAUAUUGGGUGAUUUUCUACAUAAGUAAUGAAAAAUAGCAAUGAAACUUUUUUUUGUGGACCCACUUCCCAGUUGUAAGAAAUACUAUGUGAGCUGUUUAUGUGGAAAUCUUACAGAUUAAAGACCAUAAUCUAC